Alligator sinensis (Chinese alligator) is the source of this 3291-nucleotide messenger RNA. It is a transcript of the gene HCN3, whose product is annotated as hyperpolarization activated cyclic nucleotide gated potassium channel 3. Bases 5 to 2671 code for a protein of 888 amino acids. Gene Ontology annotation, cellular component: membrane. The transcript has 9 exons. Gene Ontology annotation, molecular function: voltage-gated potassium channel activity. Gene Ontology annotation, biological process: potassium ion transport; transmembrane transport. The record is from RefSeq and is a predicted model, not a curated record. Lineage: Eukaryota; Metazoa; Chordata; Crocodylia; Alligatoridae.
GCGCAUGUUCGGCAGCCACAAGGCGGUGGAGAUCGAGCAGCGCCGCGUGCAGUCGGCCGGGCCCUGGAUCAUCCACCCCUACAGCGACUUCAGGUUCUACUGGGACCUCAUUAUGCUCCUGCUGAUGGUGGGGAACCUGAUCAUCCUGCCCGUAGGCAUCACCUUCUUCAAGGACGAGAACACGCCGCCCUGGAUCGUCUUCAACGUGCUCUCCGACACCUUCUUCCUGGCCGACCUGGUACUGAACUUCCGCACAGGCAUCGUAGUGGAGGACAACACAGAGAUCAUCCUGGACCCCCACACCAUCAAAACAAAGUACCUUAAGAGCUGGUUCCUGGUUGACUUCAUCUCCUCCAUCCCUGUUGACUACAUCUUCCUCAUCGUCGACCUGGAGACUCAGGUGGACUCAGACGUCUACAAGACAGCGCGGGCUCUGCGCAUAGUGCGCUUCACCAAGAUCCUCAGCCUGCUGCGCCUGCUGCGCCUCUCUCGCCUCAUCCGCUACAUCCACCAGUGGGAGGAGAUUUUCCACAUGACCUAUGACCUGGCCAGCGCUGUGGUGCGGAUCUUCAACCUAAUCGGCAUGAUGCUACUGCUGUGCCACUGGGACGGCUGCCUCCAGUUCCUGGUGCCCAUGCUGCAGGACUUCCCCGAGGACUGCUGGGUCUCCAUCAAUCACAUGGUGAAUGACUCAUGGGGGAAACAGUACUCGCACGCCCUGUUCAAGGCCAUGAGCCACAUGCUGUGCAUUGGCUACGGGCAGCAGGCCCCAGAGGGCAUGACCGACGUCUGGCUCACUAUGCUUAGCAUGAUCGUGGGUGCCACCUGCUACGCUAUGUUCAUUGGCCACGCCACCGCCCUCAUCCAGUCACUGGACUCAUCCCGUCGACAGUACCAGGAGAAGUACAAGCAGGUGGAGCAGUACAUGUCGUUCCACAAGCUGCCCGGUGACAUGCGCCAACGCAUCCAUGAGUACUAUGAGCACCGCUACCAGGGCAAGAUGUUCGACGAGGAGAACAUCCUGGGAGAGCUGAGUGAGCCACUCAAGGAGGAAAUCAUCAACUUCAACUGCCGGAACCUGGUGGCCAACAUGCCGCUGUUCGCCAACGCCGACCCCAACUUCGUGACGGCCAUGCUAACCAAGCUGCGCUUUGAGGUCUUCCAGCCUGCUGACUUCAUUGUCCGCGAGGGCACUGUGGGCAAGAAGAUGUACUUCAUCCAGCACGGUGUCGUCAGCGUCCUCACCAAGGGCAACAAGGAGACCAAACUCUCUGAUGGCUCCUACUUUGGGGAGAUCUGCCUGCUGACGCGGGGCCGUCGCACAGCCAGCAUCCGCGCUGACACCUACUGCCGCCUCUACUCGCUCUCUGUGGACAACUUCAACGAGGUGCUGGAGGAAUACCCCAUGAUGCGCAGGGCCUUCGAGACUGUUGCCAUGGACCGCCUGGACCGCAUCGGCAAGAAGAACUCCAUCUUGCUGCGAAAGCGGGCAGAGCACAGCUCGGGGCCUGUGAACAGCGAAAUGGUCCAGCAGAUUGUCAAGCAUGACCGCGACAUGGCGCGCAGCAUCCAGGGCCUGCAGCAGGUGGCCGUGGGCCGGGAGCUGAGUGGCAAGCCAGUGAUCUGGGAGCCCCUGGUGCAUGCACCACUGCAGACAGCUGCCGCCACCACCAACGUGGCCAUUGCCCUGACCCACCAGCAGAGCCUGCAGGCCCACAUCUUCCUGCCCCCCUCGUCCAUAGCCAGCCCGCUUUCACCUGACGCUGUGCUGCUCCCCAGGCAGGUGCGCCGGUCCCAGCCUAGCCUGGGGGGCUCCCGGCCCUCUUCGGUGAGCUCCCCGUCAGGGGCACCAUCCCACAUCCACACACCGGCGGCCGGCUCGCCGUCCUCCCCAUUGGUCCAGUCCCAGUCAUCCUUGGAGAGCACGGGGCAAAGACCAGGCCCUGGGGCACAGCCCUUGCCCAGGGGGGUGCCAAAGGGGGAGCCACCUGCCAAAGCAAAGCAGCCCCUGAUGGGCUCCCAGCCCCAGCUCUCCAAGUCCCGAGGCACCUCAGCCUCCACCUCACUCCUGCAGCAGCCAGCGGGAGCCCCAUCACCCAGCUCCGAGCAGGCACUCACAGCAGGGAGAACGCUCCACUACAGCCUCUCCCGAGCCACUGGCUCCCACAUCUCCCUGCUGAUGCAGCCACAGCAGCUGGUGAAGCACCGCAGCAUCCAAGGCCUGCCUAUCGGGAGGCUCACCCAGGAUGUCCGGCUGCUGUCAGCCUCCCAGCCCUCUCUGCCCAAUAAAAUCUCCCAGCACAUGGACGGAGGGGCCGCCCAGCCGGGCCGGAAGUCGGCAGGGAACCUGGCUCACAGGUCAUCUCCGUCGGUACCUGGACUCCUCGCCAAGGCAUCCCCGGGGGCCGCGGGGCAGCCAGCACUGCCACAGCAGGCACCGCCAGGCCUGCCGGCUCAGCCCGGCCGGCCCCUGAAUGGAGCCUCCACCCCACAGUCCCCCGUUUCCAUGCCCCGGCAUGCAGCAGGGCCCUCCCGCAAGGGUUCUGUGGCCUUCAGUCCAGAGGUGGAAACAGGGAAACCGAAACUGUCGUCCAACAUUAACAAGCUGGAGGAGAGAACAGGGGCAGGGAGAUUUUGCCUGAUUGCAGCUCAGAGUUUAAGCAUUAAGUAGAUUAAAUCAAGGUAAGUAGAUGAGCAAAGGGCUGGGAGUGUGGGGAAGCAGAACCCAUGGGGCAAGGGCCCAGAGCCGUGACCCCGUGGCCCAGGCAUUGCUCCUGCUCCUCUCCUGCCUGCCGGCGCUUCCAGGCCUGGAGGCCACAUAGCCACUCGGACCUGGCGAGGGAGGGAACUCCUGCCACAAUCCCACACCGAGCUCCCCAGCAGGGCCCUGCCACUGCCCUAUCAGAGUCCCAGGGCGGCGCAGCACUUCGUACCUGGUUUGCCAGGUUGGAUCCACUCCCCAGGCCACACUGUGGAGUGCAGGAGCUGUGUCCCUCUGUGUCUGCAUCCAGCACCAGCAUCGAGGCCUGCAAGGCGUGCAGGGCAGCUGUGCAGUUUGCAGGCAUUAGGCUUGGUGGCAGAUAAUGAGAUGAGCCCUGAUUAACAGGUUUCUUGAUAAUUUGAUUAUUUCGGAUCAGGCUGGGCCCCACACAAGGAGAUGCCAGAUGCUCCCUCUGUGCAGCUUCCUGUUUGCAGAGGCCAGACCCCAUCUCCUGGGCCCAGCCUGCCAGACCAUGGGGGCAGCCAUGGGAAGAGAAGAGAGCAUCUGCCUGAAACAUCGUCUCCACCCAU